CAUUGAAAGGUACAACUACAUAAGAAACACAGAGAGGGAGAGAGGCACAAAGUACUUGGAUCUUUCCCUCUCCAUCAACAAACACGUAAGAAACACACACACACACAGAGAGAGAGAGAGAGGCACAAAGUACUUGGAUCUUGGAUCUUUCCCUUUCCACCAACAAACACAUAAGAAACACACACACACAGAGAGAGAGAGAGAGAGGGGCACAAAGUACUUGGAUCUUUCCCUCUCCACCAACAAACACAUAAGAAACACACACAGAGAGAGAGAGAGAGGCACAAAGUACUUGGAUCUUUCCCUCUCCACCAACAAACACAUAAGAAACACCGAGAGAGAGAGAGAGAGAGAGAGAGAGAGAGAGAAGACAUAACCAAAUUUGUACACAAGUAAUUAGGGCAUCACUCUCCAACAAAAAAACUCCUAGGUAGAGAAACAGAGAGAAAAACAGAGUGUAGCAUUUUAUAUACUUCAGCUCAGCUCAGCUCUGAAAUUCAGGCUCUAUUAAUUGCAUUGAAAACUUGGGGGUUGAGAAAUGGAGGGAGGGGAGAAUGUAAUUAGAGCGAUCAGUGCACGUUGGAGUAGCUCUACCAUCUGGAGGAGCAAUGAGCUUUUCUCUUUCUCUUCGAAUGAACAACAGGAUGAAGAGGCACUGAAAUGGGCAGCGCUGGAAAAUUUGCCGACAUUUGCGAGGAUAAGGAAAGGAAUUCUUAGUGACGAAGAGGGCCAAAUAAGAGAAAUUGAUGUCAAGAAUCUUGGGAUAAUUGAGAAAAGGAAUUUGGUAGAAAGGCUUGUGGAAAUUGCAGAGGAAGGUAAUAAGACUUUCUUGUUGAAGCUCAAGAAAAGAAUUGACAGAGUUGGGAUUAAUCUUCCGACUAUUGAAGUAAGGUUUGAGCAUUUAAACGUUGAUGCAGAGGCCUAUGUUGGCGGCAGAGCACUCCCAACAGUUUCCAACUUCUUUGUUAAUAUUUUCCAGGGAUUCUUGAAUUAUCUCCACAUCAUACCAAGCAGGAAGCUACCAUUGGCAAUUCUCCAGGAUGUUAGUGGAAUCAUCAAGCCUGCCAGAUUGACAUUACUUUUAGGCCCACCAAGCUCUGGAAAGACUACAUUGCUGCGAGCUUUGGCGGGAGAACUUCAUUGUGAUCUAAAAGUUUCAGGGAAUGUAACGUAUAAUGGUUGUGGAAUGAAUGAAUUUGUUCCACAAAGGACAUCAGCCUAUACAAGCCAGCAUGACUUGCAUAUAGGAGAAUUGACAGUGAGAGAAACACUGGCUUUCUCAGCUAGAUGUCAAGGGGUUGGAUCUCGUUAUGAAAUGCUAACAGAAUUGUCUAGGAGAGAGAAGGAAGCCAACAUCAUUCCAGACCCAGAUCUUGAUAUUUAUAUGAAGGCAUUAUCACUAGAAGGCCAGAAGGCCAAUGUGGCAAUAGACUACGUACUUAAGAUUUUGGGGCUGGAAGUUUGUGCCGACACUAUGGUUGGUGAUCAAAUGCUAAGAGGCAUUUCUGGUGGACAGAAAAAGCGAGUCACAAUAGGGGAGAUGUUGGUUGGACCAGCUAGAGCACUCUUCAUGGAUGAGAUAUCAACUGGCUUGGACACUUCUACAACUUUCCAUAUUGUGAACUCAAUCAAGAACUCCAUCCAUAUCCUUCAAGGAACCUGUGUUAUCUCCCUCCUCCAGCCGGCACCAGAAACUUACGACUUAUUCGAUGACAUAAUUCUCCUCUCCGAUGGUCACAUUGUAUACCAAGGCCCACGUGAGUAUGUGCUUGAGUUCUUUGAACACAUGGGCUUCAAGUGUCCAGAUAGGAAAGGAGUGGCUGACUUCUUACAAGAAGUGACAUCAAGAAAAGAUCAAGAGCAGUACUGGGCACGAAGAGAUGAGCCUUACAGAUUUGUUACUGUCAUGGAACUCGCAGAGGCAUUUACAUCAUUUCAUGUUGGUCGAAAGUUAGGCGACGAGCUUGCCAUCCCAUUUGACAAAGCCAAGAGCCAUCCGGCGGCUUUAACAACUGAGAAAUAUGGUAUUGGAAAGAAAGAAUUGCUAAAAGCUCUCAUAUCCAGGGAGUACUUGCUCAUGAAGAGAAAUUCCUUUGUCUACAUAUUCAAGAUGUUUCGACUUAUUAUAAUGGCAUUCAUUACAAUGACGGUAUUUCUACGAACUGAGAUGAGCAAGCAAACAACACAAGAUGGUGCAAUUUUCAUGGGUGCUCUGUUCUUUAGUAUCCUAAUGGUUAUGUUUAAUGGGUUCUCGGAGCUAGCCAUUACUGUCAUGAAACUUCCCCCCUUUUACAAACAAAGGGACCUUCUUUUUUUCCCUGCAUGGGCAUAUGCUCUGCCCUUAUGGAUCCUCAAGAUCCCAAUAACAUUUGUAGAAACCGGUAUUUGGGUGUUCACCACUUAUUAUGUCAUAGGUCUCGAUCCGAAUGUCGGAAGGUUUUUCAAAAUGUACCUUCUACUCCUUUGCAUUAACCAGAUGGCUUCUGGGCUGUUCAGACUCAUAGCCGCAUUAGGACGAAACAUGAUUGUGGCAAACACAUUUGGCACAUUUGCAUUACUUGCAAUUCUUGUGAUGGGAGGAUUUAUCUUGUCAAGAGAUGAUAUAAAGAAGUGGUUGAUAUGGGGUUAUUGGGCCUUGCCUCUGAUGUAUGGGCAGAAUGCUAUAGCGGUGAAUGAAUUUCUUGGGGAUAGUUGGAGACAAGUGCCUCCGAAUUCUACAGAAUCAUUAGGCGUGUUGGUUUUAAAGGCUCGUGGAAUAUUUCCAGAAGCACAUUGGUAUUGGCUUGGCGUAGGAGCUUUGGUUGGAUAUGUUUUUCUCUUCAACGGCAUUUUCACCCUAGCUCUAGCAUAUCUCAGCCCAUUUGAGAAGCCUCAGGCAGUUCUAUCUAAAGAGACCUUGGAGGAGAGAAACGUUUAUAAAGGAGGAGAAGUUAUUGAGCUAUCCUCAAGAGGAAAUAGCUCUUCUGAGAGGGGAGUUGAACUUCGAAGAAGUGUAUCGAAAUUCAUGUCUUCAAGAGUAGGGAGAAGCAGUGAAGUUAACCAGAAUAGGAAGCGGGGAAUGGUUCUACCGUUUGAACCCCUUUCGAUCACUUUUGACGAUAUCAAGUAUGCAGUCGACAUGCCACAGGAAAUGAGAGCACAAGGAAUACAAGAAGACCGUCUUCAACUUCUAAAAGGAGUAAGUGGUGCUUUUAGACCAGGAGUUCUCACAGCGUUAAUGGGUGUUAGUGGUGCUGGUAAAACCACCCUGAUGGAUACCUUGGCUGGUAGGAAAACUGGUGGAUACAUCGAGGGGAGAAUCUCGAUAUCAGGCUACCCCAAGAAACAAGAAACAUUCGCUCGCAUAGCUGGAUAUUGCGAGCAAACAGAUAUUCAUUCUCCUCAUGUUACAGUUUAUGAGUCUUUGAAAUAUUCUGCGUGGCUCCGGUUGCCUCCUGAAGUUAAUUCUGCCACCAGAAAGAUGUUCGUUGAUGAAGUUAUGGACCUUGUUGAGCUAACCCCAUUAAGGGAAGCACUUGUUGGGUUGCCUGGGGUAAAUGGUCUCUCAACCGAGCAACGCAAGAGGUUGACAAUUGCAGUUGAGCUUGUAGCCAACCCAUCAAUACUAUUCAUGGAUGAACCAACCUCAGGACUCGACGCUAGGGCUGCCGCAAUAGUGAUGAGAACAGUGAGAAACACAGUAGAUACAGGAAGAACUGUGGUAUGCACCAUCCAUCAGCCAAGCAUCGACAUAUUUGAUUCAUUCGAUGAGCUGUUUCUUUUGAAACGAGGAGGUGAGGAAAUAUAUGUUGGUCCCUUAGGUCGUCACUCUUGUCAUCUCAUCGCAUAUUUGGAGGGUAUCAGUGGAGUUUAUAAAAUCAAAGAUGGUUAUAAUCCAGCUACUUGGAUGUUAGAGGUGACUUCACCAGCACAAGAAGCAGCUCUUGGGGUUGACUUUGCUCAUGUGUACAAGAACUCCGAACUAUACAGGAGAAACAAAAGUACAAUUAUGGAACUGAGUACACCUCCGCCAGGAUCAAAAGAACUAUACUUCGCCACUCAAUACUCGCAGUCUUUCCUCAUCCAAUGUAUGGCAUGCCUAUGGAAACAACACUUAUCAUACUGGCGAAACCCGCCAUAUACUGCUGUGAGAUUUUUGUUCACAACUAUGGUAGCUCUGCUGUUUGGGACAAUUUUCUGGGAUAUUGGCUCCAAAAGGGAAACACAACAAGAUAUAUUUAAUGCAAUGGGUUCUAUGUACACUGUUGUCGUAUUUGUUGGUAUACAAGCUGCCAUUUCUGUGCAGCCAAUAGUCGCUGUUGAGAGAGCAGUCUUUUACAGGGAAAGCGCAGCUGGAAUGUAUUCAGCUUUGCCAUAUGCUUUUGGACAAGUUGUGAUUGAGCUCCCAUAUAUUUUGGUUCAAACUGUGACAUAUGGAGCCAUAGUAUACACUAUGAUCGGAUUUGAGUGGAAAGUAGCCAAAUUCUUUUGGUAUUUGUUCUUCAUGUAUUGCACUUUUGUAUACUACAUAUAUUAUGGGAUGAUGACAGUAGCCAUAACUCCCAACCUCAACAUUGCAUCGAUAAUUGCUUCUUCUUUCUAUGCAAUAUGGAACCUUUUCUCCGGCUUUAUCAUUCCAAAGACAAGGAUUCCGCUGUGGUGGAGGUGGUACUACUACGUUUGCCCAGUCUCCUGGAGUCUGUAUGGAUUAGUUGGGUCACAGUAUGGAGACAUUCAGGAGAGGCUUGACACAGGUGAAACAGUGGAAUACUUUGUGGUAAAAUACUUUGAUUUUAGGCAUGACUUCGUGGGAUACGUUGCUCUAAUCAUGGUUGGGAUAGUUCUGCUCUUCGGGUUAAUCUUUGCCUUCUCAAUCAAGUCGUUUAACUUCCAGAAAAGAUAAUAACAGAAGGUAUGAAUAUAACAUCCUCUCAAGUUAUACGCAAUGACCAUGUGGCUUUGAGACUAUUCUACGUGCAAUCCGUGUAUAUAUAUUAUGUAAUGAAUCAGAUAAGUUUCAUUAAUAAAUCGAAGAAUUCUGAUCGA
Molecule: messenger RNA, 5025 nt
Organism: Rhododendron vialii
Lineage: Eukaryota; Viridiplantae; Streptophyta; Magnoliopsida; Ericales; Ericaceae
Product: pleiotropic drug resistance protein 1-like
Exons: 24
Coding region: 539-4882 (1447 amino acids)
Cellular component (GO): membrane
Molecular function (GO): ATP binding; ATP hydrolysis activity; ABC-type transporter activity
Source: RefSeq, a predicted model, not a curated record